Gekko japonicus is the source of this 1388-nucleotide messenger RNA. RefSeq names its product protein tyrosine phosphatase, non-receptor type 7 (gene PTPN7). Lineage: Eukaryota; Metazoa; Chordata; Lepidosauria; Squamata; Gekkonidae. The coding region runs from base 1 to 1005 and encodes 334 amino acids. The transcript has 9 exons. Gene Ontology annotation, molecular function: protein tyrosine phosphatase activity. Gene Ontology annotation, biological process: protein dephosphorylation. The record is from RefSeq and is a predicted model, not a curated record.
AUGGACAAGCCUACCAUCAGUAAUCGGGAGGUGAAGAAACAUGUGCGUCUGCAGGACAGAAGGGGUUCGAAUGUGUCCCUGGUGCUGGACAUGAGUUCUCUGAACAACACAGAACCCAUUCUAUCAGUCUCUACUCCAAGGGAUGUCACAGUGCAGCUCCUGAAAUCAGCGAGUCAUGUUCUUACUCAGGAGAUGCUCCAGCAGAGGUGCUGGAAUUUAGAGGCGCUUCAAGAGGAGUUUGCGAAAAUCCCUUCAAACUUUGCCAGUUCAGAAGAGCUGGACAUUCCAGGACGAGCAGCAAAGGACAGAUACAAAUCCAUCCUACCAAAUCCCCAGAGUCGUGUCUACCUCAAGAGUGCUGACAACCAAGAAGAGGAGAGCUACAUAAAUGCAAACUACAUUCGGGGUUACGAUGGGCAGGAGAAAGUCUACAUUGCCACUCAAGGGCCCAUGCUAAAUACAGUUAAUGAUUUCUGGAUGAUGGUGUGGCAGGAACAGGUUCCUGUUAUAGUUAUGCUCACCAAACUCAAAGAAGAGAAAGAGAAAUGUAUCUGUUACUGGCCUGAAACAGAGGCAACCUAUGGGUCAUUCAUGAUCACUGUGCAAGACACGUGCGAGUGUGAAGAAUACACCAUCCGAGAUAUUGGCCUGCAGCUCAAAGAUGAAUGUCGCAUAGUGAAGCACAUCGUAUUCUCAUCCUGGCCAGACCAGAAGACGCCAGAAUCAGUCAAGACUUUCUUGAACUUGGUUUUGGAGGCAGAAAAGAUUCUGCGGGCUUCAGAGAACACAGGACCUGUUGUUGUGCACUGUAGUGCAGGAAUUGGUCGGACAGGCUGCUUUAUUGCUACACAUAUUGGAUGCCAGCAGCUGAAGGACAAAGAAGAGGUGGACAUUUUGGGCAUAGUAUGCCAACUACGCAUAGACAGAGGUGGAAUGAUACAGACCAGUGAACAAUACCAGUUCCUCCAUCAUACACUGGCCACGUAUGCCUCACAGCUUCAUUAGCAGACUGACUGUAUUAGCAUGGAAAAUUGGCUGCUACUAGACACUUGGAUUGAUGGAUAAUUUUCCUGACUUUGUAAGACCAACAACAGUCACAUGCAGAAAACUAUAAUGUAUAUUUUAACCCUCUGGGGUAUAAACCGGUCUUGAGAAGACCUGUCACACUGCUGGCUGCAUAUAACUGGACAGUGUUCUAUCAGGAAGCAGACUUUCAAUUCAGGUUUUGUUGGGAUUUUCUUGUUUUUUUGCUUUGCAGUUCUGAACAAUUUAUGUAAUCACAAAUUUGAUGUCAUGUUCCUGGAAAAGGGUUUUUUUUUUUGUCUUCUAUACCAUCCAAGUGACAUGACUGGUAAACAAGUUCACUAACAGAAAACUAUUAAAAUAUG